GUGAACAGUCCCGGAUGGACAGACAAAACGAUUUCGUAACUAAUUUCGCUUUUUUCAUUAAUACGUGCAGACUGAUUCUGCAAAAAAAAAUCAUUUCGAAGAACAGAAACGUGACAACAGGGCAAUUGUCAAUAUGUGACAGUGACAUACCGAAAAAACAUCGAAUCCAAAUAUCCCUAGUUUGUUAUUGUGCUGUAGAAGAAGUGUCACUUUUUCGUAAAAAUAAAGGGAGGACUUGCCUGUGUGAUCGUGCACGAUGGGGGACGGUAACGAUGCGGAAAGGCAGCCCCUUCUAAAUAAAGAUAAAAGUGCGUACAACACCAACACCGUUGUUGUAGGGGAGCAGACGACAGUGUCUCCAAUCGGCCCAGAUGAGUUGCCUCCACCUUUCUACCAAAAUUCUGCCGGACCGGGUCUUCCUAUGGUCACGUGCAGAGUUUGUCAAGCUAUGAUCGAUAUAUCCGGAAAACGAGAUCAGCACGUUGUCAAAUGCUCGCAGUGCAAUGAAGCAACUCCGAUUCGAAAUGCACCGCCUGGGAAGAAAUACGUUCGAUGUCCAUGCAACUGUUUACUUAUAUGUAAAAGUUCAUCGCAGCGUAUUGCCUGUCCUAGGCCAAAUUGUAAACGAAUAAUUAAUCUUGCCCCUAGCCCUGUCACUCCGCCUGUUCCGUCGGUGCCCGGCAUGUGUAGAGUAACAUGCGGCCAUUGUCACGAUACCUUCUUGUUCAACACUCUAAAUAAUGCACUGGCACGUUGUCCCCAUUGUCGAAAGGUUUCCUCAGUGGGCCCAGAUUUUAAAAAAGGACGAGGUGUCGCAUACUUCAUAUUAGGACUGAUAAUGCUUUUAGCUGGCAUCGGUGUGACCGCCGGAACCUAUUGGUAUGCUAGAAUGCACAACGGCAUCUUUGUAGUCUACGUAGGCGCUUUUAUUAUUUCGUUGUUCUUAUUUGGACGCAGUAUAUAUUAUUUUUCGAUGAAAGUUAGCGUUAUCGACGGGCCAAUGUAAGAAUACUACCUACUGCACUUAUCUGAAGCGGGUAAAUCAAUUACGUUACGUAUAAUUGUGGUAGUACAAUACAUUAUUUAUCAACUGCUUAGAUUGAAUAACUCCUUUUCUAUGUAAAACGUAAGCUAAUCAAUUAAGUGAAAAUUUGAUUUCUUUUGAAUCUAUCAAUUGUCUCAUAUGCCUAUAUAUUGUAUACACAUCAGGAAUUGUAGAUUUGAUAUAAAUUUCUAUGCAAAAACUGAACCGAAUGAACCUUUUUAAUACAAUAAAAUUGAAAUUCACGCAAUGUUGAAACAUUCCCUUGUUUGUUGCCAUUUAUUAAUUUUUUCCUAGUAUUAGUUGUAAAUAUUUUAAUUUGGUUGUAAUUGUAAUAUAGUCGAUUUAUUUUUAAGAAAUAUAUCAAUUAAAUUUUGAAACUGUAUUAUAAGAAGAGGUUGCAG
Molecule: messenger RNA, 1446 nt
Organism: Photinus pyralis (common eastern firefly)
Lineage: Eukaryota; Metazoa; Arthropoda; Insecta; Coleoptera; Lampyridae
Product: type 1 phosphatidylinositol 4,5-bisphosphate 4-phosphatase
Exons: 4
Coding region: 257-1006 (249 amino acids)
Biological process (GO): phosphatidylinositol dephosphorylation
Cellular component (GO): late endosome membrane; lysosomal membrane; phagocytic vesicle membrane
Molecular function (GO): phosphatidylinositol-4,5-bisphosphate 4-phosphatase activity
Source: RefSeq, a predicted model, not a curated record